This is a messenger RNA of Penaeus vannamei (Pacific white shrimp), 939 nucleotides long. RefSeq lists its product as uncharacterized. The record is from RefSeq and is a predicted model, not a curated record. Lineage: Eukaryota; Metazoa; Arthropoda; Malacostraca; Decapoda; Penaeidae.
GCGAUGACGAGCUGCCUGGGCGAGGACGUGUACUACGGCUGGAGGAACCACGUGCUGCAGGCGGUGAUGGCGUGCGGCGCCGAGGAGACGCUGCUGCCCCCGUUCGAGGAACUCGAGGACGAGCUUCAGAGCGGAGAGGAUCACGCAGACCAGCCAGUCACCGAAUCCCUUGGCCAAGAUGACAAGUCUCAGGAGUCCCAAUUUCUCCUCAACACAGACGCCGAAGCGAGAGCCAGUGUUCGGAGCGGCUGUCCUGAAGCAGAUGGCCAAGAAGGUGGAGGCUAAGCUGAGCAACAUCACCUGCAUCUUGAAGAAACUGAACUACCUGGAAGAGGACUUCGACGUCAACUACGACUUUCUGAGGGAGGAGCUCGAGAUCUCCGAACUGUUCGCGACUCUGGACGGCGGCGUCAAGGCGGACCUCAUCGCGGCGCUCGACUACUGCCAGGAAUACGAGUAUCCCGAGAACCCCGCCUCCCCGAUGCCCAAGAAGCUGCAGAAGAUCGUCGCCUUCCUCAAGUGCGAGAGGAGGACCCGCCUGCACGUCUGCAUGAAGCGCGACGUCCUGAAGAACCUGGACGACUACGACCUGUCCGACCUGCGGAGGGAAGGCGAGAGCGAAGCCGAGGUGGCGGAGAAGGUCCUCCACCUGAUGUGGGGCCUCGAGGCUGACGACGAACUCCAGCUCUACUGAAGGGCAGCUCGAGUCGACAAAGGGGAGGUCAAGGCGAUGUUCACUGGGUGUUCACUUGAGCACUUUGAAGUAAGGGAAUGUGGCUGAACACUUCAUGAGAAACGCACAAUUAUUGGGUCGUGUUUCACAUUUUUCAGCAUAUUUUUAAAUUACAUUCACCUGGAACCUGUAUAAUUCGUCAAUCGAAUAUUUAGUGACUAUGGAUUACAACAGAAAGCAAAAACAUUAGAUAUAGUGAAGCUGUA